AUGCAAUCGACUAUACUUCGGUUGAGAAAAGAUCGCCUUAAUCAAGCCAGGGACAUCUUACUUGCAUCCCAAGAGGAAAAAAUGGAUGCGAACGAGGAUAUGAAGCCAAUAAUUAUCAAGGAAAAUGUGUCACUUAAAUCCUACAUCAAGCAUCGCGAAUCUGAGCGAAAGCUGCUUCCUGUUAGCAUUCGUUUGAUCGAUGGAAAAAUUAUAAGUUAUGAAGUACCUCUCUCAUCCCAUGGAGCGGUAGCAGGAAAAAUUUCUUUCUCGAUACAUUCCUGGAAUAAUCAAUUAGACGGCGCAAAUGUAGAGGACCUUAUUGUGGGACCGAAUAGUUAUUAUACUGCUGAUCGACCAAAAGAUCUUCCUAAAGCUCCAACUGGUCAGGGAUCUAACAUGCAUACCCAACAUUGGGAGAUUGGAAUCGGGUUUUGCACAAAAUCAGCUAGCCUAAAUGAAAUGCCAGAUUGCUCGUGGGGUUAUCAUGGCGAUGAUGGAAACUCGUAUUUUGACUCUUAUGACGAACCAUAUGGAACAGAUUUUAUGACCGAUGAUACUAUCAGAUGUUGUUUAAACAUUAGAAAUAGAAUUGCAUUCCGAGAUUUAAAAAAUACUUUGUAUUCUUGUGUUGAAAUAUUGUCGCCAGGUGGAUCUGUAAGAGCAAACUUUGGCUAUAAAAAGUUCAAAUAUACAGGAUUAUGUAAACCUGUAGAAUAUUUUCAAUCAUCUAAAAAUGAUGAAAUUUAUGGUGUUUUACCAUUUGUAGCACCUGAAGUUUUAAGAGGUCAACCUUAUACUUUAGCUAGUGAUAUAUAUAGUUUUUCUAUAAUUAUGUGGGAAUUUAUAUAUGGAAUUUCUCCAUUUGAUAAUGAAGCUCAUGAUUUUCAACUUAGCUUAGAUAUUUGCAAACGUAAACGUCCUAUAAUUAUUAAAAAUAUUCCACAAUGUUAUAUAAAUUUAAUGAAAAAAUGUUAG
This is a messenger RNA of Funneliformis geosporum, 975 nucleotides long. Lineage: Eukaryota; Fungi; Glomeromycota; Glomeromycetes; Glomerales; Glomeraceae. The record is from the annotation of a GenBank genome assembly.